Papaver somniferum (opium poppy) is the source of this 3054-nucleotide messenger RNA. RefSeq names its product probable leucine-rich repeat receptor-like protein kinase At5g49770. Gene Ontology annotation, molecular function: protein binding; protein kinase activity; ATP binding. The record is from RefSeq and is a predicted model, not a curated record. Lineage: Eukaryota; Viridiplantae; Streptophyta; Magnoliopsida; Ranunculales; Papaveraceae. The transcript is spliced from 19 exons. The coding region runs from base 45 to 2936 and encodes 963 amino acids. Gene Ontology annotation, biological process: protein phosphorylation.
UUUCAUUUUAUGUCUUUUGAUCUUUGGGUUGUUUUUGAAUAACAAUGAUGGGUCGAGGAAUUAUGCUCUUUUCGCUUGUUGGGUUGUUCCAGUUCUUGAUUGUAGAAGCAGCAACAGACUCUCAGGAUUUUGCAGUUUUGAGGUCGUUCAAGACUCAAUGGCAGAACAUUCCACCCAAUUGGGUCGGCUCAGAUCCUUGCUCAGAAGGUUGGGAAGGAGUUGUGUGCACAGAUUCACGCGUUUUUUCCAUUCAAUUAUCUACCAUGGGUCUGAAAGGUCAGCUUUCUGGGGACAUUGGGUCUCUUACUGAGUUACAAACUUUGGAUUUAUCAUACAACACGGGACUGACUGGCCCCCUCCCACCAUCAAUUGGGGGAUUGAAGAAGCUGACAAACUUGAUCCUUGUUGGCUGCAGUUUCUCUGGUCCAAUUCCAUCUGAAAUAGGAUCUCUGCCAAAACUAGUCUUUUUAUCUCUGAACUCUAACAGCUUCAAUGGAAAUAUACCUCCUACCAUUGGCAGUCUGUCUAAUCUAUAUUGGUUGGAUCUAGCUGAUAACCAACUUAGUGGCAGCAUCCCAGUCUCCAAUGAGAACACCACUGGUCUAGAUAUGCUAACCCAUACCAAGCACUUUCAUUUCGGCAAGAAUCAGCUGUCUGGCGCCAUCCCAGAUAAACUUUUCAGCUCAAACAUGAAGCUGAUACAUGUGCUCUUUGAAGAUAACAAAUUUACUGGAACUAUCCCUGCAACUCUUGGACUUGUGAAAACUCUGGAGGUUCUACGUCUUGACAGGAAUUCGUUAAGCGGGAAUGUCCCAACAAAUCUCAAUAACCUUACUAGUGUUAGCGAGCUUCAUUUGUCCAACAACCACUUUGUUGGCCCAUUUCCAGAUCUAAGUGGAAUGCAAGUUCUCAAUUUUAUGGACUUGAGCAAUAAUACUUUUGCAGUGUCAGAUUUUCCAUCAUAUUUCUCGACCUUGAAGUCCUUGACCACAUUGGAGGCGGAGAACACAAAUCUUCAAGGACUACUCCCUCCGGCUUUGUUUGUGCUCCCACAGUUACAGACUUUGAAUCUAAAGAAAAACCUGCUCAAUGGCUCCCUGGAUAUCGGCAGCAGCUUCAGUGACCAAUUGGAGCUUAUUGAUCUGCAGGGUAAUUCUAUUACAGGUUAUGUUGAAAGAGGUGGUUACCAAAACGAGUUACGACUCAUGGAUAAUCCAGUUUGCAGAGGAUCAAUGGGAGUCGCAGCUAAAUUCUGUCAUCUUCCAACACACUCAUCUCCUUCAUAUUCAACUCCUCCUAAUAAUUGUGUACCUAGUCUCUGUACUAAUGGCCAAAGCAGCAGCCCUAACUGUGAAUGUUCAUACCCCUACAGUGGUACCCUAUUCUUCAGGUCCCCAUCCUUCUCAGACUUGGGAAACACCUCAUAUUACACUUCUCUCCAGAGUGCACUUCUGCGGUCAUUUCAGACACACGACGCUCCUGUGGAUUCGGUUUCUCUUAGUAACCCAAGGGAAGAUGCAGAUAGUUACCUUGAAGUGAGUCUGCAAGUCUUUCCAUCUGAUAAACAAAGUUUUGGUCGAUCAGAGAUUGCCAAAAUGGGUUUCUUGCUCAGCAACCAAACGUUCAAACCUCCAAAAACCUUUGGACCCUACUUCUUCAUAGCCUCACAGUAUGGAAACUUUGCUGAAUUGGUGUCACCUGGUGCACCAAAGAAAAUGAGACUGUGGAUUAUCGUUGGAGCAUCAGUUGGUGGAUUUAUACUCCUGGCACUGAUCUUUAUAGGAAUAUAUCUCUGUUGUAGAAAGAGAACAGUGACAACAGUUAAUGAACACCGGGAUGGUUCUGAGCCUUGUCAUUCUGGCGCUACAUCUUGGGAUCCCACAAGAAGUGUUGGUACUUUUCCCCAGCUGAAAGGACCAAAGGUCUUCUCUUCUGAUGAACUUCGGAAUGCCACAAACAACUUUUCCAAGGCCAAUGACAUUGGCUCUGGAGGUUAUGGAAAGGUUUACAGAGGAACCCUUGCCUCGCGGCAACUAGUUGCAAUUAAAAGAGCUCUGCCACGAUCUUUACAAGGUGAUAAUGAACUCACAACCGAAGUCGAGCUUUUGUCAAGGGUUCAUCAUAAGAACCUUGUGAGCCUUGUGGGUUUCUGUUUCGAAGGCAAGGAACAAAUGUUGGUGUAUGAAUUCGUUCCAAAUGGCACUCUGAAAGAGAGCCUUUCAGGGAAAUCUGGAGUCCGGUUAGAUUGGAAUAGGAGACUUAGAGUUGCUCUUGGUGCAGCAAAAGGUCUUUCCUAUCUUCAUGAUCUUGCAAACCCUCCCAUAAUACAUAGGGACAUUAAGACAAAUAAUAUUCUCUUGGAUGAACGUUUAAAUGCAAAGGUUGCUGAUUUUGGUCUCUCUAAGCCCAUGCCUGACAGCGAAAAUGGUCAGAUUGUCACCCAAGUUAAGGGGACAAUGGGAUACUUGGAUCCUGAAUAUUACAUGAGCAACCAGUUAACCGACAAGAGUGAUGUUUACAGCUUUGGAGUUGUGUUGCUGGAGUUAUUAACUGCACGAGUUCCGUUAGAAAGAAACAGAUACAUUGUAAGUGAAAUAAGGGCGGCGAUGGAUAGGGAAAGAGAUCGAUAUGGUCUCAGUGAGCUACUAGACCCAGCCUUAGGGUUAACAAACCCGUUGAAAGGAUUGGAACAAUUUGUGGAUCUAGCAAUGUGGUGUGUUGAAGAAACUGGUGAUGAACGUCCUACAAUGAGCGAGGUCGUAAAAGAGAUUGAAAGAAUAAUGAAGAUGGCUGGAAUGAGCACGAAAACUGAUUAUGCAACCUCAGGAGCUUUUGAUACUACAAGUACGAGGAGUUAUCAUCCUUAUCACAAUAAUAAUGUAGCAUCUUUUGAUAACAGCGGUGCUUGCACACCUUCAAGAGUUGAUCCCCAGUAAGAUCCACUGUAGCAAUUGGGUCGCUUCUUUCCUGUAGCGGGAAAUUUGAAAUGUGUGAUUUCUAUAAUACAUUGUGCAGAAUCAGUUAAUUGUCAAGGAUACAUGGUUCUUCUUGCUA